Molecule: messenger RNA, 672 nt
Organism: Tarenaya hassleriana
Lineage: Eukaryota; Viridiplantae; Streptophyta; Magnoliopsida; Brassicales; Cleomaceae
Product: small nuclear ribonucleoprotein Sm D1-like
Exons: 4
Coding region: 99-443 (114 amino acids)
Biological process (GO): spliceosomal snRNP assembly; RNA processing
Cellular component (GO): spliceosomal tri-snRNP complex; U5 snRNP; U2 snRNP
Molecular function (GO): RNA binding
Source: RefSeq, a predicted model, not a curated record
UUUGGACACACUCCCGCUCUUGCCUCUGGGGAACGGGUUUGGUUUUCUGCUCCUUUCACAAGCCCUAGAUUUCUCCUUUUCGUCUUCCUCGUCUCGCCAUGAAACUCGUCAGGUUUUUGAUGAAAUUGAACAAUGAAACGGUUUCGAUCGAACUCAAGAACGGGACAGUCGUGCACGGAACUAUUACGGGUGUAGAUGUUAGUAUGAACACACAUUUAAAGGCUGUGAAGCUCACUCUGAAAGGGAAGAAUCCAGUUACAUUAGACCACUUAAGUGUCAGAGGAAACAACAUUCGGUAUUAUAUUCUUCCUGACAGCUUAAACCUGGAGACCUUGCUAGUUGAGGACACACCAAGAAUCAAGCCAAAGAAGCCCACUGCAGGGAAGACAGUGGGUCGUGGCCGUGGGCGCGGCCGUGGUCGUGGACGUGGCCGUGGCCGUUGAAAAUUUUAGCAGUGGUUACAUUCUGAGACACUGAUUUGUAAGGACAUGUGGUGGUGACUGGUGAGGAUCGGUUUCAUGGGAAAAGAAAGCAGCCUUUGGCAAUUUCUAUAUUUUUUGUUGACGUUUCUCUAAACCUGCACUUUGAUGUAAUUGGAGAAAACGAUUGAUGAUUGUGUUUAGAAAGCAACAUGAAGUGAACCGAGAUAUAUAAAGUCAUCCCAAUCUGUUU